AUGGCUGCCGGAGCGGCCGGAGCAGACGACGCGGAGCGGUUGCGGUACUCUUCCCCCGGUACAGUGACUCUAGGGCGCACCUGUGGCAUCACAUGGCGGGAGGGCGCACCUGUGGCAUCACAGUGUGACAUGGGUGAGAAGCCAUGCAAGUGCAGUCUCUGUCCUUUGGAAUUCAGCGGGAGGGCGCACCUGUGGCAUCACAAUGUGACAUGGCGGGAGGGCGCACCUGUGGCAUCACAGUGUGACAUGGGUGAGAAGCCAUGCAAGUGCAGUCUCUGUCCUUUGGAAUUCAGCGGGAGGGCGCACCUGUGGCAUCACAGUGUGACAUGGCGGGAGGGCGCACCGGUGGCAUCACAGUGUGACAUGGGUGAGAAGCCAUGCAAGUGCAGUCUCUGUCCUUUGGAAUUCAGCGGGAGGGCGCACCUGUGGCAUCACAGUGUGACAUGGCGGGAGGGCGCACCUGUGGCAUCACAGUGUGACAUGGGUGAGAAGCCAUGCAAGUGCAGUCUCUGUCCUUUGGAAUUCAGCGGGAGGGCGCAGCUGUGGCGUCACAGUGUGACAUGGCGGGAGGGUGCACCUGUGGCAUCACAGUGUGACAUGGGUGAGAAGCCAUGCAAGUGCAGUCUCUGUCCUUUGGAAUUCAGCGGGAGGGCGCACCUGUGGCAUCACAGUGUGACAUGGCAGGAGGGCGCACCUGUGGCAUCACAUGGGUGGGAAGCCAUGCAGGUGCAGUAUCUGUCCUUUGGAAUUCAGCGGGAGGGCGCACCUGUGGCAUCACAGUGUGACAUGGGUGAGAAGCCAUGCAAGUGCAGUCUCUGUCCUUUAGAAUUCAGCGGGAGGGCGCACCUGUGGCAUCACAGUGUGACAUGGCGGGAGGGCGCACCUGUGGCAUCACAGUGUGACAUGGGUGAGAAGCCAUGCAAGUGCAGUCUCUGUCCUUUGGAAUUCAGCGGGAGGGCGCACCUGUGGCAUCACAGUGUGACAUGGUGUGACAUGGGUGAGAAGCCAUGCAAGUGCAGUCUCUGUCCUUUGGAAUUCAGCGGGAGGGUGCACCUGUGGCAUCACAGUGUGACAUGGCGGGAGGGCGCACCUGUGGCGUCACAGUGUGACAUGGGUGAGAAGCCAUGCAAGUGCAGCCUCUGUCCUUUGGAAUUCAGCGGGAGGGUGCACCUGUGGCAUCACAGUGUGACAUGGCGGGAGGGCGCACCUGUGGCAUCACAGUGUGACAUGGGUGAGAAGCCAUGCAAGUGCAGUCUCUGUCCUUUGGAAUUCAGCGGGAGGGCGCACCUGUGGCGUCACAGUGUGACACAGGGAAUUCAGCGGGAGGGCGCACCUGUGGCAUCACAGUGUGACAUGGGUGAGAAGCCAUGCAAGUGCAGUCUCUGUCCUUUGGAAUUCAGCAGGAGGGCACAUCCGUGGGGUCACAGGGUGACACGUGGAAGCCGUGCAAGUGCAGUCUCUGUCCUUUGGAAUUCAGCAGGAGGGCACAUCUGUGGCAUUACAGGGUGGCACAUGGGUGAGAAGCCAUGCAAGUGCAGUCUCUGUCCUUUGGAAUUCAGCGGGAGGGCGCACCUGUGGCAUCACAGUGUGACAUGGCGGGAGGGCGCACCUGUGGCAUCACAGUGUGACAUGGGUGAGAAGCCAUGCAAGUGCAGUCUCUGUCCUUUGGAAUUCAGCGGGAGGGCGCACCUGUGGCAUCAGUGUGACAUGGGUGAGAAGCCAUGCAAGUGCAGUCUCUGUCCUUUGGAAUUCAGCGGGAGGGCGCACCUGUGGCGUCACAGUGUGACACAGGGGUGA
Ornithodoros turicata is the source of this 1797-nucleotide messenger RNA. RefSeq names its product zinc finger protein 888-like. Gene Ontology annotation, biological process: regulation of transcription by RNA polymerase II. The record is from RefSeq and is a predicted model, not a curated record. Gene Ontology annotation, cellular component: nucleus. NCBI's taxonomy places the organism in Eukaryota, Metazoa, Arthropoda, Arachnida, Ixodida, Argasidae. Gene Ontology annotation, molecular function: DNA-binding transcription factor activity, RNA polymerase II-specific; RNA polymerase II cis-regulatory region sequence-specific DNA binding. The transcript is spliced from 13 exons. Bases 1 to 1797 code for a protein of 598 amino acids.